Messenger RNA from Botrytis byssoidea, 216 nucleotides. RefSeq lists its product as uncharacterized. The record is from RefSeq and is a predicted model, not a curated record. Bases 1 to 216 code for a protein of 71 amino acids. NCBI's taxonomy places the organism in Eukaryota, Fungi, Ascomycota, Leotiomycetes, Helotiales, Sclerotiniaceae. The transcript has 3 exons.
AUGGCCACCACACAGAUUGACAAUUCAGACUGCAGAUUUUCGGGGUUCCGUCAGUUGCCACGCGAAGCUGAUAGCCCCGGCAAUGCAGGAAACAUAGAUCUCUAUUAUCAUGAGGCGUGUGGCACAAGCACGGAGCAAUCAUGGCGGCAUCCUUUUCCAUGCAUUCAACGGAUAGACCGCAAUGCUACCACACGCGGGAAUGAUAGAGAGGCGUAA